AUCGUGCCACUUAUUGAAAAUUUUGUCUUCCAGGACAACUACACUUUUGCACAACCGGGGAUUCAGAGGAAAGUAAAAGUGUUGCAGGAACUUGUUAGCCGGAUCGAUGAACAAGUACAUAAACACUUGCAACAAUCAGAAGUUGAAUACCUGCAGUUUGCUUUUCGAUGGAUGAAUAACCUACUGAUGAGGGAACUUCCCCUACGGUGUACCAUUAGAUUAUGGGACACAUACCAGUCUGAACCAGAUGGAUUUUCACAUUUCCACUUGUAUGUUUGUGCUGCCUUUCUUGUCAAAUGGAGAAAAGAAAUAUUGGAAGAAAAGGACUUUCAGGGACUAAUGAUUCUUCUUCAGAAUUUACCCACAAUGCACUGGGGGAACGAGGAAAUCAGUGUUCUUCUCGCAGAGGCUUACAGACUGAAAUAUGCGUUUGCAGAUGCACCAAAUCACUACAAACGAUGAAAAGAGGCAUGAAAUUUAAAUAUGAAAGCGCUAAUUUUUCAUCUGUAUCUCAAUUCUUUGUUAUAACUUUAACCCCAUUCAUUUGGACUUGGCAUGUUGUAUUUAAUGCAGUAAUUGAGUUAUUUUGCUGAUUUAGAAACAAAAAAAGUAUCAAUUUUAUGUAAAUUUUUCACAGCAAUUAUAUCAAACUGCAGGCAAGCUGCCAUUGCUAAAGGGUAAACUAAUGAUGAAGAGAUAGUCAAGUUCUUUUGCUUAAAAAUAAGAUAUUUUGAAUAUAAUGGUAUCUGAGGCUUUCCAAAUAUCCUUCUGAGGAUUGGCUUUAUUUUUAUUUGCCCCUUCUUAUUUUUAGUCACGAUGCUUUGGAGCACAAGAUUCUGCCUUAACUCAGGCCAUAGCAAAUAUAAUUGUCCCACGCAAUAUAGGAAGUUGAAAAAGCCUUUUGGGUUGUCAAAAUUCAAGGAAACAGCCCAAUCACAAAGUAUUGUCAUCUAUACUCUUCAAAAUAACUUAUUUGAAUCCAAAAAAGAAAACUAACUUCAGGCAGUAAGAUUAUAAAAUCACUGUUGAUUUCCUAUGGCCAUUUACAGAAGUUGAAAUAGUGCCUGAUAUUAAUGAAAUGUAUCCAUAAGUGAACUAUUUAUGACCUCUCUAUUAAAGUCUGCUAUUGCUAAAUAUCUGAAAUAUUUGUCUUCAAAUGAAAUGUUGUUUUAAGAUCAAUUAUGUAAUAUUUCUUGUAUAGACUGGUUUAAGAUUGAAAAUUAACUAGUUUUCUAUUGGAAUGUUUCUUUCCAGUUACAGUGAUGCUCAGUCAUUCAACUGUGCUCUAAUAUACCAAAGACACUAUCAUAGCGUCUUUUCUGUGUGGCUGUCUCACAUACAGGAAUUAUAAAAUACAGUCUUUGUCAUGCCAUGGUCGUCUUUUGUUCUCUUUCCCCCAGGGACAACAUCAGAGAGGCCUGAAGGUCUGCUUUCUGCUAACGCAAUUCAGAUACUUAACCAUUGCAGUUAAACAUUCACAGUUCAGUUCAGGAAUUGUGCAGUGCUGAGGCUGUUUGUGAUAUACUACUUACAUUAUUGUAAAUACUACUGUGAUCUGUAACUGAAAUAAACCACAGGAUAAAAUC
Messenger RNA from Rhincodon typus (whale shark), 1586 nucleotides. RefSeq names its product TBC1 domain family member 22B-like. The record is from RefSeq and is a predicted model, not a curated record. The annotation marks the transcript as partial. NCBI's taxonomy places the organism in Eukaryota, Metazoa, Chordata, Chondrichthyes, Orectolobiformes, Rhincodontidae. Gene Ontology annotation, molecular function: GTPase activator activity. Gene Ontology annotation, biological process: activation of GTPase activity. The transcript has 4 exons.